Messenger RNA from Dermatophagoides pteronyssinus (European house dust mite), 939 nucleotides. Its product is annotated as ATPase family protein 2 homolog. Lineage: Eukaryota; Metazoa; Arthropoda; Arachnida; Sarcoptiformes; Pyroglyphidae. The record is from RefSeq and is a predicted model, not a curated record.
AUGACUUUGCUGGUCGUAGACGAAGUAGACGCGGUCUGCCCGCGACGUGACGCAGCGUCGGUUGCGCAGCUCGAGACGAUCAACUCCUUUCUCAGCGUUCUCGACGGACCUAUGGCGCACGCGUCCGUACUUCUGCUUGCGACUACGAAUCGUGUCGACGCGAUAGACGACGCGAUGCGGCGGCCCGGCCGGUUCGACACCGAACUGGAACUCGAGGUGCCAAACCUCGAAACGCGCCCGUCAGGCUUGCGCAGCACGAUCGUCGAGAUUCCGAAGAAACGAUGGAGCGACAUCGCCGGCUACGCGGAGACCAAGUUGCAGAUCCAGCAGGCAGUCGAGUGGCCGCUGAAGUACAAAGCGCUGUUCGCGAAAUACAAGCUGAACUGCCGCCGCGGAAUUCUGCUCUACGGGCCGCCGGGCAACAGCAAGACCUCGAUGGCGAAGGCGGUAGCCGGCGAGAGCUAUAUGAACUUUCUGGGCGUGAACAGCUCGGAGGUGUUCUCUAUGUGGGUCGGCGAGUCGGAACGCAAGAUCCGCUCUUUGUUCGCCAAAGCGCGCACUUUUGCGCCGAGCAUCAUCUUCUUCGACGAGAUUGACGCGAUAGGUGGCUCGCGCGGGAGCAAUAGCGCGAAGUGCUCUUCCGGCGUUGAGCUGCGGGUGCUGAGCCAGUUGCUCAGCGAAAUGGACGGCAUUGACUCUUCGGAGAGCGUGGUUGUCAUGGCUGCGACGAAUCGGCCGAGCGACUUGGACGCGGCACUACUGCGGCCGGGCAGGUUCGACGCGCUCAUUUACGUCGGCCUGCCCGACCGCGCCGAGCGUGCGGCACUUUGUAAAGCGUCGCGGGAUCUACAAGUUUUGGCACCUUUUGCUGGUUGCGAAUGUACGGCUGCACGAUCCGGUUGUACUUGUUCACCAGCUCGACGUGGUUUGCGAGGUUAA